AUGUCUCAAGUUUUGGAAUUUAAUGAAUUAGAAGAGAAUAAUUUGAAGCUCGAUAAAGAAAAUUCUACAAAUCAUGUGGAAAAUAAUGAUUCAAAACUCAAUAAAGAGAAUUUUGCAAAUCAAGUAGCAACAAAUGAUUCAACGCUCAUUAAUGAAGAAUCUGGACAUGAAGACGUAUCUAAUAGAAAUGAGGUUUUAGAUAAUGAUCAAAUACAUACGGAACUGUCUAAAAUUCAAUUUGUUAAAGAUCGUGGUAAAUAUCAAGGACUUAUCGGUGCUGUUUUCAUUAUUGCAUCCAUCACAAGCCCAAUAAUUGGUGGAUUAUUUGCAGAUAAUGAUCAUUUGGUUGGUGCUGUAUUCGGUUUAGGAAUUGUAGCUGCAGUAUUUGCAUCCGGUUUUUCGGAUCAAAUAAAAAUAACUGCUGCCGUUCCUCAGGCACUUAAGAAUUAUCAUAAUCUUCCGGAGAUUUUUAAAUUAGGAACGAAGAAACGGCUUGUAUCGUCGUUAAGUGUCUCAUUUAGAACAGGAAUUGCAUUUGGAUUGUUGCUAGUGAUAUCAGCUGUGUUUAUUAAAGAUGAAAAAAAUACAAAAGCAAAAGAAAAAAAAGCAAAGACAGAAGAGAAUGAAGCUGUAUAA
Messenger RNA from Racocetra fulgida, 636 nucleotides. The record is from the annotation of a GenBank genome assembly. NCBI's taxonomy places the organism in Eukaryota, Fungi, Glomeromycota, Glomeromycetes, Diversisporales, Gigasporaceae.